UCACAGUGUUGCUCCCGGUCCCCGCAGGCAGCAGACACAACCCGGGACCUCCAGCUCUGCCCGGACCCUGCCCCGAGUUCUGCAUGCAGCUCUGAAGAUGCGAGCGGCCCCGGUCUCCGGCCUCUUGGCCCCCGUGGCCCUCCUCGUUCUCUUGUGGCCCUCAGAGCGUUUGUCCGAAGCUUGCAGCUGUUCCCCCGUUCACCCCCAGCAGGCCUUCUGCAACGCGGACAUAGUGAUCCGAGCCAAGGCUAUCGCAGGUAAAGAGGUGAACAGUGGAAAUGAUGUCUACGGGAAUCCAAUUAAAAGGAUCCAAUAUGAGAUCAAACAGCUCAAGAUGUUUAAGGGUCCUGAUAAGGACAUUGAGUACAUCUUUACAGCCCCAUCUUCCGCAGUGUGUGGGGUAACGCUGGAGACAGCGGGCAAGAAGGAGUAUCUGAUUUCAGGUAAAGCGGAGGUUGAUGGAAAGAUGCACAUCACACUGUGUGACUUCAUUGUGCCAUGGGACUCUCUGAGCCAGACUCAGAAGAAGAGUCUCAAUCAGCGGUAUGAGAUGGGCUGUGAGUGCAAGAUCUCUCGCUGUCCAUCCAUCCCCUGCCUGGUCACUUCUCAAGACGAGUGUCUCUGGACAGACUGGGUGACAGAGAAGAGCAUUAAUGGGCGGCAGGCCAAGCACUAUGCCUGCAUCAAACGCAGCGAUGGAUCCUGCUCCUGGUACAGGGGAACAGCUCCCCCCAAGCAAGAGUUCCUCGACAUAGAGGACCCAUAA
Molecule: messenger RNA, 766 nt
Organism: Spea bombifrons (plains spadefoot toad)
Lineage: Eukaryota; Metazoa; Chordata; Amphibia; Anura; Pelobatidae
Gene: TIMP2
Product: TIMP metallopeptidase inhibitor 2
Exons: 5
Coding region: 98-766 (222 amino acids)
Biological process (GO): negative regulation of endopeptidase activity; negative regulation of membrane protein ectodomain proteolysis
Cellular component (GO): extracellular matrix
Molecular function (GO): metalloendopeptidase inhibitor activity; protease binding
Source: RefSeq, a predicted model, not a curated record